Messenger RNA from Ramularia collo-cygni, 300 nucleotides. RefSeq lists its product as uncharacterized. The transcript is spliced from 2 exons. NCBI's taxonomy places the organism in Eukaryota, Fungi, Ascomycota, Dothideomycetes, Mycosphaerellales, Mycosphaerellaceae. Bases 1 to 300 code for a protein of 99 amino acids. The record is from RefSeq and is a predicted model, not a curated record.
AUGUCGCGGCUUAAAAGGCCGCACAUCGACAACGGAUGGAAGGUCACAACAAAGGAAAUCAUGGACCCCCUGAAGCCCAAGAAGCAGACUCCUUCUUCUUGGAGGACAUCCGCGAGGGCCACGACGUACGUACGACAAUCAUGGUUCGCGACAUUCCGAACAUGCUGGUCGUGCGCGGACCUCAAGAAGCGCACGGAUGGGUACUGUCAUCGACUCUACGACUUCUCGUACCUUCGCAUCGACUUCAGCGAGGGCAUCAAGGCCUCGGCCAGCAGCAACACCCAGAGAUGUGGCGGAUGA